Molecule: messenger RNA, 3216 nt
Organism: Lates calcarifer (barramundi perch)
Lineage: Eukaryota; Metazoa; Chordata; Actinopteri; Centropomidae
Product: heat shock 70 kDa protein 12A-like
Molecular function (GO): ATP binding; ATP-dependent protein folding chaperone
Source: RefSeq, a predicted model, not a curated record
CACCUCGACUAGUUUCACCUGUUUCUAUGAUGGGUGACUCAUUCAUCAUAGCGAUAGACUUUGGCACCACAUACAGUGGAUAUUCCUUCAGUUUGACAUCCACAGGGGAAGAAACUGAUCCACGUUUAAAGUUCUGGGGUAAAGAAAUUGGAAAAGAGACCCCAAAGACUCCAACCUGCAUCCUUUUUGAUGAACAUGGAGAAUUUAUGAAGUUUGGAUAUGAAGCUAAAAUGGCUUAUGUUGAAAUGCGUGGUGAGAACGCAAGGAAACACUUAUACUUUGAAUGCUUCAAGAUGUCCCUCUAUGGCACAAAACUCAACAGAGAUGUGACGAUUAAAGCUGCAAAUGGAAAGUCAAUGAAGGCCUUGAAGGUUUUCACUGAAGCUUUACGAUACCUUAAGGAAGACGCCUUGGAAACCAUCGCAGCAAACACAGAGGGGAGGAGGUUUAUUGCCUCUGACUUCACCUGGGUGCUGACUGUACCUGCGAUCUGGGAUCCUUCAGCCAAACAGUUCAUGAGAGAAGCUGCAACUCAGGCUGGUAUUGUAACCAAGGGAAAGGAAGACAAGUUGGUCAUUGCACUGGAACCAGAGGCAGCUUCAGUCUGGUGUAAGAAGCUCCCAGCUGAAGGUUUUAUAACAGAAAACCGGGGAGGAGACUCACUAGACCGAUCUCCAGGAACACAAUACAUUAUUGUCGACUGUGGAGGUGGAACUAUUGACAUAACUGUCCAUGAGGUGCUGGAUGGAGGAGCCCUGAAGGAGCUGCACAAGGCCUCUGGAAAUGAUCUGGGUGGACAAACUGUGGACAAGAAAUUCAAAGAGUUCCUCAGAGAAAUCUUCUGUGAUGGUCUCUGGGAUGAAUAUGAAAGUAACUAUCCCAGUGAGGUUCAGAGAAUGAUGUAUGAUUUCAUGGUUCUGAAGCAGGUAAAUGAAGAUGUUCAGAUCACCUGCCCAUUUAACCUUGGAAAAGUAGCUCAGAAAAAGAAGGAUAUAGAAGAGUUUUUUGAAACAGUGGAAGGUGCAUCCUGGAACGACGGGUCAAUCAAAAUCACAAAAGAUAAAAUGAGGUCUUUCUUUGAUGAGUCUCUGAACAGCAUCACCAAGAGUAUCAGAGAUAUCUUGAGCAAAGACUUCAGAAUUGAGUUCAUCCUGUUAGUGGGGGGGUACGCUCAAAGCAAAAUUCUGCGUAAACACAUUAAGAAUCAGUUUGGUCGUCAGUGUAAAGUGCUGUGUCCUUACAGGGCCCAAGAAGCAAUUGUGAAAGGAGCUGUGAUGUUUGGAAGAAACCCAGAAGUGGUGGCAUCUCGAAAAAGUGCCUUUACUUACGGGAUCGCUAUCAGAGAGAGGUUUGAUGAGUCCAGGCAUAAGGCAGGAAAGAAAUUCACAAUUACAAAUGUAGAAUGGUGUAAUGAUAUUUUUAGGAAACUAGUGGAGAUUGAUGAGGAUGUUGGUUGGAAUGAAUCCAGAGAGUACAUUUUUGGUCCAAUAGAGGCAGAUCUGACAGGCGUGACCUUUAAAUUUUUUCAAACAGAGAGAAAUAACCCACCCUAUGUGGAUGACUGGGGAGUGGAAGAAAUUGGCUCAUUCAUCCUUGACAUGCCCGAAACUAAAAGUGGCAUGAAUCGCGAAGUCAAAGUGGAAAUCAGGUUUGGCUCCACAGAAAUGACAGCGACUGCCACUGACAUAGAUUCAAUGGCAGCAGCAUCAAUCACACUUGACUUCAUGAUUAAAUCUUGACAACGUUACAGAAAAUAUCAAAACUGUGGCUGUUUUGUCAACCCAAUCUCAAGUCGGUUUAUGAAAUAGUCAAAAAAUGUAACGCAUUGAUUCAUGUAGGUGGACACAAAUGUUGACACUGACACACUGAGAACAACUUUCGAACUAUUUCGACUAGAAUUUUUUUUUUUUUUUGAUAAAGUGCUACAUUUGGAAGUUUGCAAGAAUGUGGUUAGAAUAAAUGAAGGAUGUACAAAGUGCACAACUGUGAAACUAGGUUCAGACAGAGUCCAUCUGUGGUUCAGGUAAAGAUUUAAGUUUAAGGGUUUAAUUUCCAUGUAAAUAAACUGGUUGUGUCUGAACUUUAUCUAAGUUAAACCAGACCAGGCUCUUUACCUGAACCAGAACCAGGAGCUGUGAGAGUCAGAACCACAAAACUAGUUUAUAAAGCUGGACUCACUGCCAGUGGAGAUUUUACUGUCAGGAAACACAACGGACUCUCCGUCUGUUUACAUGAAUCAACAGAUUAAUUUUCAUGAUUAUUUCAUGAAUUGCUGUGACACUGGUUUGGUUUCCUUACAGUGGAUCCAUCAGGAAUCAUUAACAGCUGUUUAAUCGAACAGUCUUAGAUUCACUGGAACUGACUAAAAUGUAAAAGUCAUGAUGAUCACCUGUCUUCAGGUGCAAUGACAAAUUGUACUUUAAUAUUGUUUAAUAUUUAAUAUUAUUUUUUAUUUUUGUAACUUUUUAUUUUUUUAGACACUUCAAUCAUUGGCAUCAACAUGUAAUUUGUUUGUACAUACAGUUAAAGUAUUUUAAAACAAACACCCUGAUAUUAAAGUGUUUUCAGACACUUGUUAGGUCACAAUGUAGAAGUGUUGACGUCCAUGUUGUUCAGACAUUGAAUUAGUGUAAUACUAUAACACAAAGGCCUUUUGGAGCUGUGCUUUCUAUUCAUAGUGUAGAAGAUCUUUCCUCUGACAGCAGGUGCUGUAAAUCCUAAGCAUUUUCAUUCACAGAUAAGAAUCCUGUUUGUAACAGUGCUACUGAUCAUCUUUAUCUGAUGUUGGGCAAUUACAUUGUGGACCUGUAGAAAAAGCUAACAGAACAGACUAAAUGUGGGUUAUAGAUAUAUUUUUAAGGCUUUUGUUUUUACAUUAAACGUGAGAGAUACGUGAUAUAAAAAUGUAAGACUAGUCAUGUCAGAAAUAUUUACAAGAGAGCUUUAAAGCUGUUUUUUUUUUUCCAAAGACAGGUUGAUGUUGAGACAAUAUUACCUGAGCAAAGUGCUUUAUGACAGAGAUGAACUACUGUCAGAAAGAUCUGUUGAUCUGCUGAUCCCUGUCCAGUUUUUCAUUAUUAUUACCAGUACUUUUAAUGUUACAGUUUUGCUCUGUCCAACUGAUAUUCAAUAAAAAUCCUUCCUAAGUAGAAGAUGUAAGUUUGAUCAUAUAACUUAAUAAUAAUAAUAAUGAGGAUAAUAAUACAUUUUAUUUAU